This is a messenger RNA of Nerophis lumbriciformis (worm pipefish), 1146 nucleotides long. Lineage: Eukaryota; Metazoa; Chordata; Actinopteri; Syngnathiformes; Syngnathidae. The record is from RefSeq and is a predicted model, not a curated record.
AUGCCUUUCGGAAACACCCACAACAACUUCAAGCUCAACUACAAAGUUGAGGAAGAGUACCCUGACUUGUCCAAGCACAACAACCACAUGGCCAAGGUUCUGACCAAGGAAAUGUACGGCAAGCUGAGGGACAAGCAGACACCUAGCGGCUACACCUUGGAUGACGUCAUCCAGACUGGUGUUGACAACCCCGGUCACCCCUUCAUCAUGACUGUUGGCUGUGUUGCUGGCGAUGAAGAGUCCUAUGAGGUUUUCAAGGAUCUGCUGGACCCCAUCAUCUCCGACCGUCAUAGUGGAUACGGCCCCAAUGACACCCACAAGACUGACCUGAACUUCGAGAACCUGAAGGGUGGUGAUGACUUGGACCCCAACUACGUUCUGUCCAGCCGUGUCCGUACUGGCCGCAGCAUCAAGGGAUUCACCCUGCCACCCCACAACAGCCGUGGAGAGCGCAGAAUAAUCGAAAAGCUGUCUGUUGAGGCUCUGACCAGCCUGGAUGGUGAGUUCAAGGGCAAAUAUUACCCCCUGAAGACCAUGACUGAUGCUGACCAGGAGCAGCUCAUCGCCGAUCACUUCCUGUUUGACAAGCCCGUCUCCCCCCUGCUCACUUGUGCUGGUAUGGCCCGUGACUGGCCUGACGCCAGAGGCAUCUGGCACAACGACAACAAGACUUUCUUGGUCUGGGUGAAUGAGGAAGAUCACCUGCGUGUCAUCUCUAUGCAGAAGGGUGGCAACAUGAGGGAAGUCUUCAAGCGUUUCUGUGUUGGCCUUCAGAAGAUUGAGGAGAUCUUCAAGAAGCACAACCAUGGCUUCAUGUGGAACAAACAUCUGGGUUACAUCCUGACCUGCCCCUCCAACCUGGGAACCGGUCUGCGUGGUGGUGUCCACGUCAAGCUGCCUAAGCUGAGCACGCACCCCAAAUUUGACGAAAUCCUCAACAGGCUGCGUCUGCAGAAGCGUGGCACAGGUGGUGUUGACACCGCCUCCGUGGGUGGUGUGUUCGACAUCUCCAACGCUGAUCGUCUGGGCUCCUCUGAGGUCGAGCAGGUCCAGAUGGUGGUCGAUGGUGUCAAGCUGAUGGUGGAGAUGGAGAAAAAGCUGGAGAAGGGAGAGGCCAUUGACAGCAUGAUCCCUGCCCAGAAGUAA